This is a messenger RNA of Oreochromis aureus, 1923 nucleotides long. RefSeq lists its product as uncharacterized. The record is from RefSeq and is a predicted model, not a curated record. Lineage: Eukaryota; Metazoa; Chordata; Actinopteri; Cichliformes; Cichlidae. The coding region runs from base 78 to 1034 and encodes 318 amino acids. The transcript is spliced from 9 exons.
GUUGGAAAAAAGGAAGUGUUGCACUUGGAGUUUUCAAGUGCAACAGUUCAUACGAUUUGGUCUGCUCACUUAUCAAUAUGGCUCUCUAUCUCAGGAUUCUUUAUAUCAUCACUGGACUAACAGGAGUUCACAGCAUAACUACAGUCAGUAAAGUAUCAGUGAAAACUGGGAAGUCGAUCUCCAUCCCAUGUCUAUAUGGGUCCCAAUACAAAAACCAUGUGAAGUACUUGUGUGAAGGACCUAAAUGGAGAUUCUGCCGCGAUGUAGUAAAAACAAACAAAGCAGACCCUUCAGGAAAAUAUUCAAUCUCUGAUGAUAAAAGACAAUUUAUUUUUACUGUAACUAUAAACAAUCUGACAAAUAAAAACACUGAUUACUGGUGUGUGGUGGAGAUUAGUAAUGGACCGGAUUAUGGAGUGCAUUUUCAACUGUCAGUUACCAGAGGUACCCCCAGUCUCUAUGUGGAUCAUCAGAGGAUUACAGGAUAUAUUGAAGAAAACAUAACUAUUAGAUGCCACCACAGUAACUCUGGAGAAAUGAAGUGGUGCAGGCUGGGCAGGAACUGUGUGACAGGAUCAUCAGGAUCCAUAGAUGGUGCAGCAGUGACCGCUCAUAUGAGAGACCCAAAUGUUUUCACAGUGACCAUGAGUGGACUAAAGUCAGAGGACAGUGGCUGGUAUUUGUGUGCUGAAGGGGACAUUCAGAUACCAGUAUAUUUAACUGUUACUGAGAAACCGAUCACUACUACUGCCCAUACUUUUACUGGAGAUGGAACAAUUACCACAUUAAAAAAUGGACAACAAAGAGCUUCAUUUGACGUCAAGAUCUUUAUCAUCCGUCUGAGUGUGUUGAUGUGUUUUGUGAUUGUGGUGUUGUUCAUCUGGUUGAUACUGAGACGCAAGCAGAGCAAAGCAGACUCAUCAGCCACAGCAAUGGUGGACCAGGAAGUAAUAUAUGCCAACGUGGGAAACAUUAGAAGAACAUCACCUGAGAUGUCACUUCCUGAAAGUGAUGGGGAAAUCAUGUACAGUUGAAUUGUUACCAUAAAGAAACAAGAGGGGUGAAGCAAAAGACACAGAAGUUACGUGCAGCACAUUAGCUAAUCACUACUGAAAUAUUUAAAUAUUAUAAACUUUUGGCCUUUCUAUCUUUUUUAUAUCUACCUUUUGCUGGAGUUUUUGCAGGAUACAGUGUUUUCUUUUGCUAUCAGCAGAUCACCGAGCCAUGCAGUAUGCCUACAUUUUAGAAAGAUUUGCAUUCUCCAAAGAGCUCACUGAACUGGUCCAGUAAUGGUAUUGUAAUAGGAUGCGACUGUUGCAAUAAGUCAGUUUGUGAAAUUUCUUCUCGCCUAGAUCUUCCACAAUCAACUCUAAGUUAUUGUCACGGUUCUGGGCCAGUUUGACCCAGUAUUUUGAGUUGUCAUGUUUGGGUUUGAUUUUUUAUUUGGUAUUGUAUUCUGAUUCUUGUUCUUUCUUGACUAUUAUUAGAAUUCUAUGUUUCUGUUUAUUCGUGUUUAAGGAUUUGUUCUUCGGUUGGUCUCAUGUUUAAUAUAGUUUGAGUUUUAUGUGUUCUUUCUGUCUACCUCUCAGUGUCAAGUUUGCGUUUUUGUGAAUUGUUUCUGGUUUCCUGUUUUACUUUGAAAGUUCAUGCCUCAUGUCAGUGUGUUCAGUUUUACUUCUCCCCUGUCUCAUUAGCCUAAUUUCUCCCAGCUGUGUCUCCCUCCUGUUGCCCAUUCCAUGAUUACUCCCCUGUGUAUAUAAGCCCUGUGUUUUCCUGUGCUCUCUGUCGUGUUGUACCCUCAACCGGCUUUGUGUUUUGUCUCCCGCUCCGGUUUAGUAUUGCUUUUCCAGUGUUUCAGUCCUUAUUUCCUCUGACCAGAGUUUUGUUAGUUUUUUUUGGUGAGUUUAAUUGAGUAAGAGGUUU